Molecule: messenger RNA, 4103 nt
Organism: Physeter macrocephalus (sperm whale)
Lineage: Eukaryota; Metazoa; Chordata; Mammalia; Artiodactyla; Physeteridae
Gene: NSD3
Product: nuclear receptor binding SET domain protein 3
Exons: 16
Coding region: 1272-3824 (850 amino acids)
Cellular component (GO): nucleus
Molecular function (GO): protein binding; histone methyltransferase activity
Source: RefSeq, a predicted model, not a curated record
CUGGAUGGGUACAGCUUAAAUCAUGGGUCCAGCCUAAAAACACCACCGUUUAACUUACACUGAUCAAUUUCAACAUGGACUGUUUUUGGGUUUUUUUGGUUUUGUUUUUUUUUUUUUUUAAUAAAGCGUCAUUAAUGCACAUCUGCAGGGUUUUGCCAAACAGCCCAAACUGUAUACAUUACAAUCAUUAAAAGCUCUUAUUUUUUUUAACAUUAGUGCCGUUAUCAUGGAGAACAGCGUGGUGGCUGCCUUUGGCAGCCUGUCCUUUUUCUAGCAUUUUCAGAAACUCAUCGGAAAUGGCGGUACCUGUGUUUCCCUUCGAAAGCCUCUCAGUACAGCACUCCUGUUCCUCUGUUAAAACUCCUUGUUAAUCCAGUGAUCUUUUAGGCCAAGGAAAUAUUUUGUGGUGGUGUUCUGGGUCCAUACACCAGCAAUGAAGGAGAUAGAUUUGUGUACUUGUGUUUUUUAAUCAGCGUUAACACGGGCAGGCACCCUCAUUUGUAGAUGUAAGGAAACAUUCAGUGAAAACCUUGUAGGAUGGGAUGUGAUAACGAGGUUUCCAGUAACCUGAGCAGUCCAACGAGGUGCACAUCCUCCUCCACAGACCGUGGCCACACACCAAGUGCUGCUCCCGUUCAGCCUUUGCGGAUCUUCAUGGCCUCGGGAGACCUGUUUCUCCAUGGUCUCUUCUGGACUGCACACUUCCACCAUAGCUUGCUGGGCUGAUGUAGAUGUCUGUUUGUUGUAUGGAAAUUUUGGGGGAAAAAAAAAAAAUCCAAAACACAAACUGUGGGUUGAAAUAUUAACCGUCUCCUUGGUUCCUUGGUAUUCACCGUGCCUGAUCUGCACAUUUCAUCGUGGCUGUUUCUGUAUAGCCUAUACUGCAUUAGCCCAAGAGAUUGUUGCUUUGUAACUUUUUGCACUAUUGUUUUGGCUGGAUUUGUAUUACACACCGUUUUAAAAAAAAAAUUCCACACUAUUCUCUGCCUUUUUUUUUUUUUUUUUUUUUUUUCAUAUUUAUUCCUUCCCUCACCAAGUCCACACAGAGGCCUCUCAUCCAGCUCUUCGUGAUUUGGCUGCACUUGAACAUUGUCUGUUUACAGCCCUCAGCACUGUGCCUCCUAGAUGGCAUGACGUAUGUAGCUGUGCUGCAGCACUUGUAAUGGUCACAGUAAAUGCCCUUCACCCAGGAAGGCUCAGAUGAACAAUUGUGAACAUCCAGGAUUUAUCUGGGGGGCAAUAAUCAACUGAAUUGCAAAAUUCGGGGGAAAAUGGCACUAUCCGUGUACGAAUCGAAUACAAAUCAAAGAUUUGUCACAUCCCUAAUAAAAACAAGAUGGAGGUGUCUCUGCGACCAUAUUUGUGCCAGCGAGAUUUCAGAUUCCUGUAAACCUCUAAAGAAAAGGAGCCGCGCCUCAACUGAUGUAGAAAUGGCUAGUUCCACGUACAGAGACACGUCUGACUCCGAUUCCAGAGGACUGAGUGACCUGCAGGUGGGCUUUGGAAAGCAAGUCGAUAGCCCUUCAGCUACUGCAGAUGCAGAUGUUUCUGAUGUGCAGUCCGUGGAUUCAAGUUUGUCAAGAAGAGGCACUGGAAUGAGUAGAAAGGACACUGUAUGUCAGAUCUGUGAAAGCUCGGGGGAUUCUCUGAUUCCUUGUGAGGGAGAGUGCUGCAAACACUUUCACCUGGAGUGCCUGGGAUUGACAUCAUUCCCUGAUGGAAAGUUCAUCUGCGUCGAAUGUAAAACUGGAGAGCACCCGUGUUUUUCAUGUAAAGUGUCUGGUACAGACGUGAAGCGUUGCUCUGUUGGUGCUUGUGGGAAAUUUUACCAUGAAGCCUGUGUCCGCAAGUUCCCCACUGCCAUCUUCGAAUCAAAAGGAUUCCGCUGUCCCCAGCACUGCUGCUCUGCCUGCUGUAUGGAGAAAGAUAUCCACAAAGCAAGUAAAGGUCGCAUGAUGAGAUGUUUGAGGUGCCCAGUAGCCUACCACUCUGGAGAUGCUUGCAUUGCUGCCGGCAGCAUAUUUGUGUCUUCCUACGUUCUCAUCUGUAGUAAUCAUUCCAAACGGAGCAGUAACUCUUCCUCUGCUGUAAAUGUAGGCUUUUGUUUCGUUUGUGCAAGAGGGCUGAUAGUGCAGGACCAUUCAGACCCCAUGUUCAGUUCCUAUGCCUAUAAGUCCCACUACCUACUGAACGAAUCAAAUCGUGCAGAGUUGAUGAAAUUACCUAUGAUUCCUUCUUCGUCAGCUUCCAAAAAGAAAUGUGAGAAAGGUGGAAGAUUGCUCUGCUGUGAGUCGUGCCCAGCUUCCUUCCACCCGGAGUGCCUGAGCAUAGAGAUGCCAGAAGGCUGCUGGAAUUGCAAUGACUGUAAAGCUGGCAAGAAACUACAUUACAAGCAGAUUGUUUGGGUCAAAUUGGGAAAUUACAGAUGGUGGCCAGCGGAGAUCUGCAACCCCCGGUCUGUGCCGCUCAACAUCCAGGGCCUCAAGCACGACCUGGGGGACUUCCCCGUGUUCUUCUUUGGUUCUCACGACUACUACUGGGUACACCAGGGCAGAGUGUUCCCUUACGUCGAAGGAGACAAAAGCUUUGCUGAGGGACAGACUAGUAUUAACAAGACCUUCAAAAAAGCGUUGGAAGAAGCUGCAAAACGUUUCCAGGAAUUGAAAGCGCAAAGAGAAAGUAAAGAAGCACUAGAGAUUGAAAAAAACUCAAGAAAACCCCCUCCUUACAAACACAUCAAAGCUAACAAAGUAAUAGGAAAGGUACAGAUCCAGGUUGCAGACCUGUCAGAGAUUCCCCGCUGUAACUGCAAGCCGGCUGACGAGAACCCGUGUGGCUUGGAGUCCGAGUGCCUGAACAGAAUGCUGCAGUACGAGUGUCACCCGCAGGUGUGCCCGGCAGGGGAGCGCUGCCAGAACCAGUGCUUCACCAAGAGGCUCUACCCGGAUGCGGAAAUCAUCAAGACGGAGCGGAGAGGCUGGGGCCUCAGGACCAAAAGGAGCAUUAAGAAGGGUGAAUUUGUAAAUGAAUAUGUUGGCGAAUUAAUUGAUGAGGAAGAAUGCAGAUUGCGAAUCAAGCGAGCCCACGAGAACAGUGUAACUAAUUUUUAUAUGUUAACUGUUACCAAGGACCGUAUCAUUGACGCUGGCCCGAAGGGAAAUUAUUCUCGCUUUAUGAACCACAGUUGUAAUCCAAACUGUGAAACACAAAAGUGGACGGUGAAUGGAGAUGUUCGAGUUGGCCUUUUUGCUCUUUGUGACAUUCCUGCAGGGAUGGAGCUAACAUUUAAUUACAACCUGGACUGUCUGGGCAAUGGGAGGACGGAGUGCCACUGCGGGGCGGAUAACUGCAGUGGUUUCCUCGGCGUGCGGCCAAAGUCGGCAUGUGCGUCCACAACUGAAGAAAAGGCAAAAAACGCUAAGCUGAAGCAGAAGAGACGAAAAAUUAAAACAGAGCCGAAGCAGCUGCAUGAAGAUCACUGCUUCCAGUGCGGGGACAGCGGCGAGCUGGUCAUGUGCGACAGGAAGGACUGCCCCAAGGCCUACCACCUGCUCUGCCUCAACCUGCCCCAGCCGCCCUAUGGAAAGUGGGAGUGCCCGUGGCAUCAGUGCGGUGAGUGCAGCGGCGCGGCCGUGUCCUUCUGUGAGUUCUGUCCACGGUCGUUUUGCAAAGAUCAUGAAAAGGGGGCUCUGGUGCCCUCCGCCCUGGAAGGCCGUCUCUGCUGCUCUGAACAUGACCCUGUAUCUCCCGUGUCACCCGAAUACUGGAGCAAGAUCAAAUGUAAAUUGGAGUCACAAGAUCACGGAGAAGAAGUCAAAGAAUAAAUGGGCAGUGAUUUCCUUCUUUUUUUAUUUAAACGAAGAAAGGAAAAGGAAAACGUAGAGAAUGCGUUAGUACAAGAAGAGACCACUGCAGUGCAUACAGCCUUGGCCGUCAGCGCUGCCUUAUUAAAGUGAAGAUGGGGAACCAGGCCGUGCAGGCAGAAGCCGUUGGUGGGAUCUGGUUUUUCAGUUUCGUUCUGUCAGUUUGGGAUUCUUUUGUGGAGGGUUAGAUUCCCUUGGUCUUUUCUUGCCUUUAUUGUGCUUCAAUGCCUUUGCAGCUGG